AUGCCCAACAGCAAACAAAGCAACUCGUCUGGAGGAAAGUCGGAUGAGUACGGGCGAGAAGCUCGACUGGAGAUGUUCCAGAUUGAAGAGCGACAGGAAGGCAAUAUUCUUGUGCGGGUGCCAUACAAGCCUCGAAAGCCACGGCAGACUCGACGGACUAUGGCGAGGGAAAUUCGGCACAUUAUGGAACCAUUCGAGGAGCCCCAGGUAGGAUAA
Sordaria macrospora k-hell is the source of this 216-nucleotide messenger RNA. RefSeq lists its product as uncharacterized. The record is from RefSeq and is a predicted model, not a curated record. NCBI's taxonomy places the organism in Eukaryota, Fungi, Ascomycota, Sordariomycetes, Sordariales, Sordariaceae.